AUGGCAAUCUCUGGUAGCUACCACCAUGCCCAGCCCAUGGAUGAGCUUCGUCCGCUGGCGAUGGCCGAUAUAUUUCGCCAUUUAGAACGCCCUGCGGAAGUGGAGCGCCUUUCGCAUCUGAAGGACAUUGUGAAAACGCACAGAGAGCGCUUUCUGCACACCAUACUGAACAACACCGAAGUGCACAAUCUCGACGAGCUGUUGUCCUUCGAGCUGGCCAAAUAUGAAGCGGCCGUUCAACAGGCGGCUGAGGGAGGGCUACUCAUUGUGGCCGACAAAGACUUUCCAGAGCCCUACGAGCGAUGGAGCAUCCUGCAAGCUGUGUUCUUCUCAUCGACUGUGUUAACCACCAUAGGCUAUGGCAAUAUUGUGCCAGUGACGACCGGUGGUCGGGUGUUUUGCAUUUGUUUCGCCCUCAUCGGCAUCCCGUUCACCCUCACCGUGAUUGCCGAUUGGGGUCGACUGUUUGCUACCGCAGUCUCUGUGUUUGGCAAACACAUGCCCACCAAACCAAAGUUUACCAACUUUAUUGGCAAAACCUGGUUCUAUGCCAUUUUGGCCGUCGGCUUUCUGGGCGUUUACUUGGCCGCUGGAGCUGGUCUUCUCCUGCUCUGGGAAGAUGAUUGGACAUUCUUCGAUGGCUUCUACUUUUGUUUCAUCACCAUGACAACCAUCGGAUUCGGUGAUUUGGUGCCAAAGAAACCCAACUACAUGCUACUGUGCACAUUGUAUAUUCUCAUUGGCCUGGCCUUGACAUCGACCAUCAUUGAGCUGGUGCGCAGGCAAUAUGCCACCAGUUGGGCCAAGCUGCAGGAGCUAUCUGGUCCCAUGGCGGAGACCCUACGUCGCUUGGGCGAAACAGCGGGCACGGGCCUGGAUUACACAGCCCUGCAGAAGGUGCUUACGGUGUCCAUGCCCAAAUGGAAUAGCAAGAAGAACGAGCAUAGUCCCGAUAUUGCGGCCCUGGAAGCCAUCACGAAUGCCAUUUUGAAGGAGGUGAAGGAGGCGCAGAACAACAAGCCGAAGGUCCUGCAGAUCGUCAUCUACGAGUCCUCCGUUUAGGAUUAUGCAAAUAUUAAACAAAAAUCGGGGGAAAGAAACCAGACAGCGAGAGAGAGAGAGAGAGCUUCCAACGAUGAAAAGUGCUGCAUAGUUUUGGGCGAGCGGGCAGAAAUGCAAAAAAAAUAUAUAUCAAGCGAAAUAUCAAUUGUAGUUAGGCUGCCGAUCGUCAACCACAUGUUACAGUGGACACUGGCUACUGUAGCACUGCCAGACUUCCAUAAGUUAGUGUCCGUACUUAUAGCUAUUAUAUAGUCAAAUGUCUAGGCAAUAAUAUUGCUCAUACGUACACACACACACACACACUCACACAUGCAAAGCACGGCAGGUGAUUUAAUAUCUAUAGUAAUAGAAAAUCUUUUUUUUUUAGUAAUUCUAACCGUAUGAGGUAGCUUAGGUUAUUGGUAAUCUUAAUCGUAACUCUUGUCCAUACCAUGCAUAAAUGUCAUCUUAAAAAUAA
This is a messenger RNA of Drosophila mauritiana, 1519 nucleotides long. RefSeq names its product TWiK family of potassium channels protein 7. Gene Ontology annotation, molecular function: potassium ion leak channel activity. NCBI's taxonomy places the organism in Eukaryota, Metazoa, Arthropoda, Insecta, Diptera, Drosophilidae. Gene Ontology annotation, cellular component: membrane. Gene Ontology annotation, biological process: potassium ion transmembrane transport; stabilization of membrane potential. Bases 1 to 1062 code for a protein of 353 amino acids. The record is from RefSeq and is a predicted model, not a curated record. The transcript has 8 exons.